AUGACCGCACUCGCAACAGGUACUGGGGGAGUAGGAUCUUGUUUUAUUUCUCAACUGACUUGGCUAUCCAAGAACUUGCCCUCUACUCGACUGAGCCUUUGCUAUAUUUCCAUGAUCGACAAAGCCCUCUACCGCCCCGAUUACGCGGAAAUCGACUUUGAUACAGCUCUAUUCACGUUGGAAGCAACAGGGGUCGAACCUCCGCCGAUUUCCACGAUUGUCGAAUAUCUAGCGGCAGCCCCUCACAAUGUCAUUCUCGUUGACAAUACUAGCGCCAUAAGUCUAGCGGAAGCGUACCCGGCAUUCUUGCGUCGAGGAAUCAGCAUCAUAACCCCAAACAAGAAAGCGUUCUCGGGAAGCUACCAGCUCUGGCAAGAAAUAUUUAGCUCCGCCACAUCAGGAGGCUCGUAUUUUUACCAUGAAUCUUCCGUUGGAGCUGGUUUGCCCAUAAUCUCGACCCUGAAAGACCUCGUCCAGACCGGAGACGAGAUUACGCGUAUCGAGGGAGUAUUCAGUGGCACCAUGUCUCAUCUCUUUAACAAAUUUGCUCCGACGUCGGGUUCAGGAGGCAAAUGGUCCAACAUUGUCAGAGAGGCAAAAGAGCUUGGCUUUACCGAGCCAGAUCCACGCGAUGAUCUUAACGGUCUGGAUGUUGCGAGAAAAUUGACGAUCUUGGGACGUUUGGCUGGGCUUCCCAUCGAGUCCCCGGCUUCCUUCCCCGUGGAAUCCUUGAUUCCUGCGGCCCUUGAAAACGUAGCAAAUGCCGAUGAAUUUCUCCGCAGCCUGUCUAAGUACGAUAAUGAAAUGGAGGAGAAAAAGCUAGCCGCGGAAAGAUCUGGGAAGGUUGUUCGGUUUGUCGGCAGUGUUGAUAUGCUCGGCAAGAAAGCUAAGGUGGGAUUGGAGUGGGUUGACCAGACAAAUCCCAUUGCAAACCUCAAAGGAAGUGACAAUAUUAUCAGCUUCUACACGAAGCGAUAUGGGGAUAUGCCUCUCUCCAUUCGAGGAGCCGGUGCCGGUGGCCCCGUUACAGCUAUGGGGGUGACCGGGGACCUGCUCAAGGUUCUCUGUCAAUUGAGAUAA
Molecule: messenger RNA, 1080 nt
Organism: Talaromyces proteolyticus
Lineage: Eukaryota; Fungi; Ascomycota; Eurotiomycetes; Eurotiales; Trichocomaceae
Product: putative homoserine dehydrogenase
Exons: 1
Coding region: 1-1080 (359 amino acids)
Biological process (GO): aspartate family amino acid biosynthetic process; L-homoserine biosynthetic process
Molecular function (GO): homoserine dehydrogenase activity; NADP binding; aspartate kinase activity
Source: RefSeq, a predicted model, not a curated record